Molecule: messenger RNA, 1596 nt
Organism: Ostertagia ostertagi
Lineage: Eukaryota; Metazoa; Nematoda; Chromadorea; Rhabditida; Trichostrongylidae
Source: the annotation of a GenBank genome assembly
AUGCUCGUGUUUCUGGCCGCUUUUCUUGCGUUAGCAUCUGCUGACUGCCCUCUCGGCACUGUCUACCACCAGGAAUUCAAUCGGUGCUACAAAUUUGUGAGCACGGCGCAGCCAUUCUAUCUCGCCGAGGAAGCCUGCAUUUCAAUCGGUGGACAUGUGGUUUCUAUAUCCAGUGGCUAUGAAAAUGCCAUGCUUUCAGAAAGUGCACAAGCGCAGAAAAUCGCAACAUUCUACACGGGGCUCAACACCUUGAGCUCAAACUCAUGGGGAUGGUCUGAUGGCUCGUCGGCCAACUACACCAAUUGGGCCACAGGUGAGCCAGUCGAUGGAAACACGUGUGCUGUACAAAACAGCAAGGAUAGUACAUGGAAAUCGGUCUCCUGCAACAGCGCAUACGCCUACUACUUCCUCUGGUCUACUUUCGACAAUGCUGAGGACGUGUGCAUGUCCAAUGGAGGACAUCUGACAUCAAUUCAUAGUGACGAGGAGAACAUCUUUGUUGCCGAUAUUUCUAAGGCCGGAGUGGAAUACAAAAAGGAGGACGAUCUGACAUGGAUUGGUCUAAAGCAGCAGAACUAUCCCACAUCGCCGGACUGGACGUGGACCGACGGUACACCACUUGACUACAUCGCUUGGGGCUCUGGUCAACCAGCCGACAAAAAAGGACGUGAACACUGUGCUCAGACACACAGUGACUAUCUUGGACGAAACCCUGGCCAAGGACAACAACUACCAACAUUGGGACAGUUCGUUCACCUGUCACCAAAUACCAUCUAUAUCAUGCUGAAUUUAACAGAUGCUACAAGUUUUCCCCUGAUGCCCUGCCUUCUAUAUAUGGCAGAGGAAGCUUGCCAAAGCCUCGGUGGACAUCUCGUUUCUUUCAAGAAGGAGACUGCCUCAACAACAGGCCGCAUUGGUUCCCCUUUCUGGAUGGUAUUGCAACAAACUCAAGGUGACGCUGUGGAGUUACCACCGAGGUGGGCAGCAACGGCAGCUUCACAAACUGGCAGGACGCGAACCAGUCGUCAUCUGCUCCGAAUACAUGCGCAGUGUCCACUCUUCCUGAUGGCACCUGGCAAUCUACAGCAUGUUCUCAGUCUCGUGCAUACGUGUGCGCCAUCUCCACCAUCGUUCCUGUUGUCACCUGCCCACCAUGCCCACCAGCUCGCUGUCAGUCAGGUUGGACCUAUUUUGCCAAGACCAAUUCAUUAUUUCCUGUGGGCAAGUUUCGAGAAUGCAGAGAAUAUUUGCAAAGCGAAUGGUGGUCACCUAGCUUCCAUUCACAGUCUCGAGGAGAACAACUUCGUAGCGACGAUGGGGAUGUCAGGCAUCACAUACACUAACGAUGCUGAUUUGACCAAGCAACUUAUCCGACUAGCAAAGACUUGGUCGUGGACAGAUGGCAGCAAAGUCGACUUCCUGUUCUGGGGUCCUGGACAACCUGAUGACGCAGGAGGAUCUGAGCACUGCGUUGAGGUCUUUAGUGACCAUACUGGCAAAGACCCAGCCAAGGACGGGAACUACCAACGAUGGAACGACAUGCCCUGCGCCACAAAUAUGAGAUCUUACGUUUGCAAAAAAGCGUCACUGAAAUGA